ACUAAAGAGAUCUCAGCUGGUAGAAAUAGAGAGAAAUGGCAGGAUCAUCAUCAAGAAGAGCUACUUCCAAUUCUCAAUUGUUUCCUUUGUGUGUCAUGUUCUUGUUUGCAACAAUUCUGCUAUCUCAUGCAGUUGAGAGUUAUGGGCUGUCGGUACUCCGUCCUUCAGAUUGCCAGCCAAAAUGCACAAGUCGUUGCUCGGCGACAUCACAUAAAAAGCCAUGCAUGUUUUAUUGUCUCAAGUGUUGCUCCAAAUGCCUCUGUGUACCACCAGGAACCUUCGGGAACAAACAGACAUGUCCAUGUUACAACAACUGGAAGACUAAAGAAGGGAGACCUAAGUGUCCUUAAACUUUAAUCAUUCAGGGGAGAAAAGAAAUGACAAGGUUUUGGCUUUGCUAGCUUCAUUUUCAGUUGCUCACUCUCCAUGAAAAGCUUAGUAGUAAUGUAAAGCGCCAAUUAAUCAUUAGAUAUUGGUUGCUUGUUCGGGUUUGUGUCGAUUGAACUUUAAGAUUUUAAAAUUUUAACAAUACUUAUGUGUGAGACCAGCUUCAUUUGUCAUGCAAAACCCUAAUUGAUAUUCGAAUGGGCCGGUGAACUCAACUCCUUAACAAGUUCUUUUGAGUUUCUAGCAUUUUACGCUUCAAGCAAAUUUGUAUUCCUUCUUCUAGUUUUAAUUACUUUAGUUUAAUCUUA
Messenger RNA from Papaver somniferum (opium poppy), 695 nucleotides. RefSeq lists its product as uncharacterized. The record is from RefSeq and is a predicted model, not a curated record. The transcript has 3 exons. NCBI's taxonomy places the organism in Eukaryota, Viridiplantae, Streptophyta, Magnoliopsida, Ranunculales, Papaveraceae. Bases 127 to 357 code for a protein of 76 amino acids.